AUGGCCACCACGGCGACCGAGGCGGCCAAGGCCGCGCCGGCGGAGCAGGCCAACGGCGAGCAGAAGACGCGCCACUCCGAGGUCGGCCACAAGAGCCUGCUCAAGAGCGACGACCUCUACCAGUACAUCCUGGACACGAGCGUGUACCCGCGGGAGCCGGAGAGCAUGAAGGAGCUCCGCGAGAUCACCGCCAAGCACCCAUGGAACCUGAUGACGACCUCCGCCGACGAGGGCCAGUUCCUCAACAUGCUCAUCAAGCUCAUCGGCGCCAAGAAGACCAUGGAGAUCGGCGUCUACACCGGCUACUCCCUCCUCGCCACCGCGCUCGCCCUCCCGGAGGACGGCACGAUCUUGGCCAUGGACAUCAACCGCGAGAACUACGAGCUGGGCCUGCCCUGCAUCGAGAAGGCCGGCGUCGCCCACAAGAUCGACUUCCGCGAGGGCCCCGCGCUCCCCGUCCUAGACGACCUCAUCGCAGACGAGAAGAACCACGGGUCGUUCGACUUCGUCUUCGUGGACGCCGACAAGGACAACUACCUCAACUACCACGAGCGGCUGCUCAAGCUGGUGAAGCUGGGGGGCCUCAUCGGCUACGACAACACGCUGUGGAACGGCUCCGUCGUGCUCCCCGACGACGCCCCCAUGCGCAAGUACAUCCGCUUCUACCGUGACUUCGUGCUCGUCCUCAACAAGGCCCUCGCCGCCGACGAGCGCGUCGAGAUCUGCCAGCUCCCCGUCGGCGACGGCGUCACCCUCUGCCGCCGCGUUAAGUGA
Messenger RNA from Miscanthus lutarioriparius, 774 nucleotides. NCBI's taxonomy places the organism in Eukaryota, Viridiplantae, Streptophyta, Magnoliopsida, Poales, Poaceae. The record is from the annotation of a GenBank genome assembly.